AUGUACACUGAUGUACACUAUAGUGCAGAACGAACAGAGGGCCCAGAGAGCAGAUUUAUCUACACGUACAAGACACACGUCAAAGACAAAACAGAAGCAGGAAACAGAGGGAAGGGCAUUUCAAAGAUAGUGAUCCACGGGAUUACGCAGCAGACAAGAACAAAAGAAGUGUACGAUAUUUCCGAGAAGUACGACAUAUGCGAGCUAUUUAUUGAUUCAAUUGACAGCCUGUUCAGAUGCGCGCAGUGGCAGAUACACUCUAUUCAGCUGGAUAUGACAAAAGAAGCGCCCAUCUUCAACAAAGGAGCUAUUUCAACGGGCUUUCAUGCAUCGCUGUACUUCAAUGUGAACAUGGAGGGGUAUCUCCGCCCGCAGACACGAAGGGCGUGGAUCUACAACGUAAAAGAGCUUCUGCGGCUCUGUUCUAAGAAAUACAUUAUUGUGUCAUUUGGAGAGACUGUGAUGGAAGAGCAGGAAGUGCUGGAAAUAUUUGCAAAGUUUAAAAUCAAGAAAAGCGUGGCGACUAAGUUCUACACAACAAACAUAGAGAACAUGCUGAUCCAGGCAGCUACGAAGAAGUUUGCGUUCAAGGGAGUGAUCACUCCAAUGCAGGAGCAGGAGUCUUCUUUUAAAAAGAUGAUAUAUAAGGCAACAAAACCCGUUGCAAACAUAAAAUAA
This is a messenger RNA of Nematocida minor, 678 nucleotides long. Its product is annotated as ribonuclease P/MRP protein subunit RPP1. NCBI's taxonomy places the organism in Eukaryota, Fungi, Microsporidia. The record is from RefSeq and is a predicted model, not a curated record. The transcript has a single exon. The coding region runs from base 1 to 678 and encodes 225 amino acids.